UCAUCUCUACAACUUGUUUAGUUCUUUAAGAGCAUAAAAACGCAAGUUCUCCUUCAGCCUUCACCUUGAACAGAGCAAGACGGAAUAAUUGCUCCCUCUUCCUUGGAUAUGAUUUCUCCAUUCAAUCAAUUUGUAAAUUGUCUUAAUAUACCAGAUCGUCGCUCAUUACAUCGUGCUCAGCUCCAAUUAAUAAACCCUGAACCCUUCCUCCACUCAUUAUUACUUACUUGGGGUUGAAGUUUCACUUUUCAGGCUAAGUAAAAUGGCGGAUAUGGAUUUGGACUUCGAUGGUCCAAGUAAAGUUCCUACUAGACAAGCCCGUUUUGCUCCCAAAAGCUCUAAACUCAAGCCCCAAAUAGCAACCAAACCCAAACCUGAAACACAGCCAUCAUCUAUUUCCACUAAAAAAGAAGAACUGGGCCCACUAACAGAUCAUUUAACGGAAAACGGAGCCGCAAACGUUCCGUUGGACGGAGGAAAUGACGUGGCAGAAGAACAAGUUGCCACGGAAACUGAUAACGAUGAAGAUGAAGUUGUUCGUGAAAUUGAUGUGUGUUUUACUCCUUCCUUUGAUCCUACAACUCAGCUAUAUGUGUUUCAAUAUCCAUUGAGGCCGCUAUGGCGUCCCUAUGAAUUGGAGGAACGAUGCCAAGAGGUGAGGUUGAGACCUUCAACUGCAGAAAUGGAGGUUGAUUUGGCGAUAGAUUUUGAUUCUAAAAAUUUUGAUAGAGACUCUGUCCAUGCAGCAACGAUGAAAAAGCAGACUCUUUCUACAUCAUGGAUGCCAUUACCAACUUGCGCCUCUGAAUAUGCUGUUGGGGUCCUCAUUGGUGAUAAGUUACACCUCAAUCCUGUUCAUGCAGUUGUACAGCUCCGACCGUCACACCAGCAUCUAAAGGAAAGUGAGUUGAAGAAGAACAUUGCCACCAACAAUGAUGAAAAAAGUGUUGAAAAUGAAGACGUCAAGGAGAAAAAGCCUGUGGGUCCAUCAAAGAAGCAGAACAAACCACCUGGGAACGGCAAGGAUAUUGGAGAGCACUGGUUACAUCUAAAAUACCAUGGGGCUAGGAGUGACAUUUCAGCCAGAUAUCUGCAGAAAAUGGCAAUGGAGGAAGGCUCUCCAGUACCAUUUUCAAUGAGCCCGGUUGAUUAUCUGAACGUCUUUUGUCCUGGAAGACCAGCUGACACUGACAGAUUCAGAAAUCUUCGAACAAGGGUGUCUCAAUUACCUCUUGAAGAUCGUGUUAGAACUUGGCUUCUUGAGGGGCCUCCAAUUCAUCGUUUUGAUGCUCUAAAGCACCUAGCGCCAGAUAAUCCUGUUGAUGAGAUUUUGAGUGUCCUCCAAAGAUACGCACAAUUAGUUCAAGGAUUAUGGGUUCCAAAAAGUUCAUUAGUCUAUGGAACAAAUAGUGGAAUUGAAGUUUUAGCGAGGAAUUUUGUUCUUUAUGAGUUUACCAAGAGUAUCUUUAUUAAGAAGUCAGUUUUUGGUAGGAGGCCUGAAUUCCUUAAAGCUGCGACACCAGCACUAAAAGCAUUAGCUGUUGAGAGGACUGACCUGAAUGAUUGGAAGCUCAAAGAGCAUCCUGACAAGAAAUUUGAAAACCUUUAUGGUGAUGUUGUGAGGGAGCAGCAAGCUACCUGGGAGUGCGUGGGGAAACAGAUCAAUGAUUUUUUGCCUGGAGGAAGAAACAGGCCUACUAUGAAGAAUCCUUUAAACCCAAAGGCCAACAUUCCUGCAUUGCCAAGUGGUGAUAAACCCACUUCUGGCUCACUUUUGAGAACAUCUAUGUCAGAAGAAAUUCGACAAACUUUACCAAAGGCGCUUCAAAAUGUUUUCAGAGUCCAUAAGGUUUGCAGUUUCGAGCAAAUCCGCAUAGGUCUGCGAACAUUGGCACUUGAUAAGUCAUUUCCUCAAAAGGGAUAUCCAAGGAAAGCUAUAACUGCAGCCCAUGGUGCUUCUGAUGCACCUCCAGAGGAGAUUGAGGCAGUGAUUAAUCAGGUUGCUGUAAACAUCCAUGGUGUCUAUGUUCUGAAGUCAUCACCAGAUAAUCCACAGUAUGACGCAUUCAGGAAAGUUGUAAUUGAUCUUCUUAUGGCUGAAGGGCCGAGUGCAAAGCUAAAGAAAGCAACUAUAAUUGAAGCUGCCAAGUUGCAACUGGGAAGGGAUAUUAACCCUGUUGAGUUUCAAAAGAAUGUACAUAUGAACUGGUAACUUGCAUGGUAAAGAAGCCUUGGACAGACUUGCAAGAAAAGCGGAUGUCGAUGGAGGUGUUGCUGAUUUGAUUCAGAUAGAUUGGUGUACACACGUUGGUUUGCAUUAGGAAUGCCACUUAGAAGAAGGGUCAUGCAGAUGGGAAGCAUUUUCCUACGGGAUUAAGGGUUUUUUCUGCUUGUUGAAAAGAAUUUCCUUUUUCAAUAUAGAGUUUCAAGAACUGUUAUUUUCUUUCCCUUCUUUAUUAUUGGAUCUUUAGUUCGGUAAGUUUUAAUUCAGUUUCAAAAUAAAUUACCGUCUUUUGCAAAUUACUACACUUAAAAGAAAAAUUGAUUGCGACUAAUGUAAAAGGUCACCACAGACCAAGCUAACCAAGAGGGAAAGCUGAUACCUGAUAUUUUUUCGUGGAACUGCUCUUUGUUUUAGCUACCAACCUAAUCCUAGAAGUGGAAGUGAUACUUGGCACUGUUUUGUGCAAACUGCUCAUGUUUUAUGAAUAACCCGAAUUGGACCAUUUUAUUUGAAAACCAAGUUAAAGUGAAGUGCAGAAGGUUUUAAUCUCUUCUCUUCUCCACCCUUCCUACCUCCAUUCACCCCUCAUCUUUCCAUGACUUGUAGCAGUGGUGAUUUUGCACAUUGCAAAACUCAGAAACCAGAGAGAAGAAUAUAAAAAGGAAAAUGGAAGUAAUCACCUAUCUGUUUAGUAUGUGCAAAGAAGAGAAAGAGACUUUCUCCAAUCAGCUUUUUGUUGAGGAGUGAGUGGAGACAAUUGUUGCCUAGUAGGUCUUGUAAAACAAUGGCUAGAGAAGUCACAAACUUGUUCUCUUCCCCAAGCUGCUCCCACCUCCCCUGAUUUUUAACAUGCGUGGGUAAAACCUGCUAUAGAAUUGCUUUAAGAUAUUUGAAUUUAUUAAAAGUUCAUAUUGGAACUUCACCCUUCAUCUCAGAAGUUUCCAACCUUUAGAUGGGGUGUUAUUACUUCAUGCCUUUGUCCUGUUUGAAUGCUGAGAUAAGAUUUAAGACAUUUUCUGGAGUAAGAUAAAACUUAGCAGUACUACCUGACUGUGCCAAAUGGGUUGGGAAAUAUUAUUGCAAAAGAAACAAAAACUGCAAAGCUAGCAUUAGCAUUUGACAGGAUCCGUUUUUAUUCUCUUUUAUAUGGUGUGGUAAAGUUUCUAUUUCGGGCUUUAGGUGUUUCUACUGGGCUGCUGUCAGGCUUCUCCUCAUUUUGCACUUCUUUAUGCAAUUUGGGUCUUAGCAAUGCUGUUGUGAUACUGCCCAUGUGCUGACCACCGGCUUUGGUCUGUGAGUUAUUGGACUUUAAAUAGCUUGGACGAAUGUAUUUUCCAGCACAAGCAGAUGUGUACCAUAGAUGUUUACAGUGUUUUUGUUUCCAGUCCUCUUACCCCAUUUCUCAUCUCUUUUUUAUUUCUCCUUCUCUGAUAGAAUAUAGAAUGUAACAGUUCCAAAAUUUCCAAAUGUCAUCUGAUUCUAUACUGCAUCAUUGUGGUCUAGAAUCCUUAGGUUUGCCUGGAACUUUGUAUUGGGAAUGAGCUCCAGUGUGAAAUGUUGUCGGUCAUACGCAUUAAUUUUUCUAAAAUUCGUGCGGAAGCUUCAUUGCUUUUGUCUAAUUCCUGAUAGAAUAUAAAAUAACUUUUUUUGACUG
Messenger RNA from Lycium barbarum (goji berry), 3878 nucleotides. RefSeq lists its product as uncharacterized. The transcript is spliced from 13 exons. The coding region runs from base 263 to 2212 and encodes 649 amino acids. Gene Ontology annotation, cellular component: RNA polymerase III complex; nucleus. NCBI's taxonomy places the organism in Eukaryota, Viridiplantae, Streptophyta, Magnoliopsida, Solanales, Solanaceae. Gene Ontology annotation, biological process: DNA-templated transcription. The record is from RefSeq and is a predicted model, not a curated record.